GUCUUAUUUCGGAAUCUCCGUCAAAUUUCACCCGCCAAAACUCGAAAGCGCAACCCCACCAUCUUCUCUCGACCAGUCUGUCGGCGCAGUCCGUCGAUUCUUCCUCUCGCCCCCUUUUCCUCUCGCGCGCGGAGCAGCGAUAAGGAGGGCGCUUUUUUUGCUGCAUUCGCCCUCGCAAAGUGCGAUUCUUUGAUGCCUGUUUUCCCCUAGAUCCUGAAUCAAGAUUGGUCCUUCCGAGAGCGCUUGCGGCCGAGAGCUCAGAUCCGGAGGAUUUCCUGGCUAGGACGAGAUGUACGGGAGAAAGGCGAGCCAGUUGGUGAAGGAACUCACUGGCGGCGAGAAGGGGCAGCUCAGGCCUUUUAAUGAUGACUUAUUUAAUCAAGUAAUUAAAGAAUGUAGUUCACAUCAUGUUGGGCUUCAGGCCUUGUUCAGGAAUAUGCAAGAGGAAGGCUUGGAUAUCCAAACAACCAGAAAUGCAGAUUACUAUGGUGCACUGAUUCAUCAUCUUUCUCUGACCCGGAAUAAACGCUGCCUAAUGGCAUACAUGUGCAAUAGAGCAGAUGUUAUUCGAAGUUUGAGGUGGAAGUUAGGGCGUGUGCUUCCCAAUGAACUCGUUACGAAGUUAAGCAACUCUGAGAAGGAGUACUUUAAGGGUUACUCUGCUGCUCUGGAUGCAUAUAUGAAUGAAAUGAAUCUGGAUUUGACAGUGGAUAUGGUGCCACCGAAGGAUCCGUACAUCCAGGUUAGAGUUCUUGAUGAUAUAGGUGAAGUGUUGCUCACUGACCGGUCUGCCAAUCUUGCUCGCUACUCGAUGCACUUUCUCAAACGAACUGAUGCUGAACAAUAUAUUUGUCAGGGUUUAAUGGAGGAACUCUUGAGCUGACCAACGGAGUUAACCCAGUCCACGCAUUCUCGAUGGGCAGCCACAGGCUCUCUAGCUGAACUGCAGUUGCAUUGUGCCGCUGCUAUGAGCAUGAGCUAAGCAGUUGGUGGAAAAACAAGCAGAAGUGAGUCAGUCCAGAAUACUGAUUAUCUUACCUGGUCAGACAGCUGGACAUAGUUGACAAUGCCCUAGAGAAAAGAUCAGACGUGAUUACUGGUUUAACUUGCAGAAAUAAGUGUAAAUCAUUCUAGCAAUGAAGUGACAUACUGCCUAAUUUUUCUGCUUUUGGCUUUCAGCAGAAGAACGCAAUGGCUUUUUAGCUAUAGUAGAACUCAUUUAAGAGCCAGCAAAAAUAUGAUCACCACAGAUGUACAAAUACAUGAAACUUUGGAUGUACUUGAGAGUGCUGUUAGCAGGACGGAUUACUCAAUAAUGGUGAAUUAUUGUAUCUUUUCAAUAGGCUUUGUGCAAAUGAAUGAUUUUGGUCCC
Messenger RNA from Syzygium oleosum, 1372 nucleotides. RefSeq lists its product as uncharacterized. Bases 290 to 883 code for a protein of 197 amino acids. Gene Ontology annotation, biological process: DNA strand elongation involved in mitotic DNA replication; DNA replication. NCBI's taxonomy places the organism in Eukaryota, Viridiplantae, Streptophyta, Magnoliopsida, Myrtales, Myrtaceae. The transcript has 7 exons. Gene Ontology annotation, cellular component: GINS complex. The record is from RefSeq and is a predicted model, not a curated record.